AGAGAGAGAGAGAGAGAGAGAGAACGAGGUGUGCUUGGAGCUGCUUUGGCUAAAAAAUGUCGUCACAUUCGGCGAAAACCAUGUCUGAAAUAGCCGCGGAUGCGCUGUCGGAUCGGUUUAGGAACACUCUGACCGUCGGGGAAAAUGACGGCGUCGUUAGCGUUGACAAACCGGACUUCCGGGAGCUUGAUCUGUGGUCUCCGGCAACGCCGCUCCGAACCCGCAGUGGUGGUGGGCUCCCCGCGUCGGCGUCCGCCGCCACCACCACCGCAACCAGCAGCAGCUCCAGUUCGUCCGGAUCGGUCACGGACCGAGCCUCGGCGGUGCCUAACUCGCAUUUGCCCCAAAGAUCUGGUCCCAACACCAACAGCCACUCAGGCGAGCUUUCCGUCGAGAGUUCCCCUUCAUCAGCUACCCGAAACUCCCGUCCGGGUCACACCCGGUCCCGCUCAUGCGGGUCCCACCAGCUAUUCUUCUCCGGAUCGGGCUCUGUCAACUCCCCGCCAGCGAAUGUGGUGCCCACCGGGAACAUCUGCCCUUCCGGCAGAGUCCUGAAAACUGGCAUGGCCAGCCGGUCCACGAAGCCCGAUGUCCUGGGUUCGGGCUCAGUGAAUUACGGCCAUGGUAGCAUAAUGCGGGGCGGCGGGCUUGCAUACAAAACCGGUCCUGACAGUGGGCCCACCAAUAAUUACUCGAGAGGACUAAUGGUUGGCGGGGAUAUGGGGAGAAGGACGAUUGGGGUUUGCAGUAAUAAUAACACUGAUCCUGAGGAACUGAAAAAACUGGGGAAUGACAGCUACAAACAUGGGCAUUUUGUGGAGGCUUUGAAUUUUUAUGAGAAAGCAAUUUCUAUUUCGCCGGCUAAUGCUGCCUAUCAUUUCAAUCGUGCGGCGGCAUUGACAGGUUUGAGGCGUUUGUUUGAGGCAGUUAGAGAAUAUGAGGAGGCAAUUAGACUCGAGCCAGGGUACGUGAAGGCACACCACCGUUUGGGAUCUUUAUUUCUUAGUUUAGGACAGGUCGAAAAUGCGAGGAAGCACAUUUGUUUUUCAGGGCACCAACCAGAUCCUGUAGAUUUCCAAAAGUUGCAGUCAGUGGAAAAACAUCUGAGCAGGUGUGCUGAUGCUCGUAGAGUAGGUGACUGGAGAAGUACUUUGAGGGAAAUCGAUGCCGCCAUUGCCUCUGGAGCCGAUGCUUCUCCUCAGCUGUGCGCUUGCAGGGCAGAAGCUCUCUUGAAGCUUCACCAAUUGGACGAUGCUUUCUCGGUCAUGUCGAAUAUCCCUAAAUCUGAGCCAUCCACAGCUCAUCUUCCCCAUAGGAUUUUCGGGAUGCCAUUUGGAGCGUACAUAUUAUAUGUAAGAACUCAAGUAGAAUUGUCCAAGGGGAGGUUUGAAAGUGCUCUAUCAGCUGUAGAGAAAGCUAAAGAGAUGGACCCACACAAUGUUGAGAUCUCAAACUUACUCAACAAUGUGAGGUUAGUGAGCCGAGCUCGUGCCCGUGGGAAUGAUUUAUUCAGGUCAGAAAGGUUCACUGAGGCUUGCUUGGCAUAUGGGGAAGGUCUCAGGCUCAAUCCCUCGAACUCUGUUCUGUACUGCAAUAGAGCGGCUUGUUGGUAUAAGCUUGGGAAGUUGGAAAAAUCGGUGGAUGAUUGCAAUCAAGCUCUUCAGAUUCAGCCCCGUUACACUAAAGCUCUGCUUCGAAGGGCUUUGUCUAACAGCAAGCUCGAACGGUGGAGUGAAGCUGUGAGGGAUUAUGAGGUUUUGAGAAGGGAACUCCCGGAUGACAAUGAGAUUGGCGAGUCUCUAUUUCACGCGCAAGUUGCACUUAGGAAAGCACGUGGAGAGGAAGUGUACAAUAUGAAAUUUGGUGGGGAAGUUGAGUUGGUUUCUGGUCCUGAGCAAUUCCGGGCUGCAAUUUUAUCAUCCGGUGAGGGAGCAUCUCUGGUUUUUUACAAGACAGGUUCCAACGCACAGUGCAAUCAAAUUUCACCCUUCUUGGAUGCAUUAUGCACCCGAUAUCCAUCAGUUAAUUUUCUGAAGGUAAAUAUUGAAGAGAGCCAGGAAAUUGCAAAUGCGGAGAAUGUCAAAAUAGUGCCGACAUUCAAGAUUUACAGAAAGGGCAUCCGAGUCAAGGAAAUGGUAUGCCCGAGUCCCGAGGUUCUAGAGUCAUCUGUGAGGCAUUACAGUAUAUGAAAUCUUGACCAAUUGAAGGCCUGUCACUUAUGGUUGGAGACAGUAAUAAUUCGAAGCCACACCAGUCAAGUGCUACUGGAAUUUAAAGACAUAGCUUAGUUCCCUUUUGCCUGUUUUUCCAUUUUUUUUUUUUUCAUUUUUAUUCAUUCAUUCAUCGGAUUCCAUCUUGCACCUAUCCCUUCAUACUUCCCAUCUAAACCUUUUUGGAACAUUGCAUCUCUUACCUUUACUUCUUUCGUUGAGGCUGGUUAAUUUCUUGGUCAUUCAAGAGAAGAUUGUUUGAUGAAGUAUGUGAAAAACUAAUAUCUGUUCGAUCUUUGGCUGAACCUUAGUGAGGAAAGGAGAGAGGGAAGGAAAUUGAAUGCUUAUGGCUGUUGGUUGGUUUUUAGACGAGGUGUUGUUGCACAUGCACAUGCAAAGAUAUGCGUGUAUAAGUUCUAUUGAAGGCUCGUUGAGAAAGGAAAUGGACUUGGUGGGUAUUUGUUGGGUUAAAGAAGGAAGAUGAACAUGAUGCAAUAUUGGUGUUGAAUUUUUCUUUUUCCUUUUCUUUUCCUACACCAUUCAAUUUUAAAUAAACCAAAAAUAUGUUCUUUAGAGUUUCCAUUUUCCCCCAUGUCUCGUGUAAUCAUCCUUUGCAGAGAGUUAACAUUUUCUCUGCCAGACCAUCUGUCUUCGUAUAAGAUCUAUUCUUCAUUACUUUGGAGUAUUGGGUUUACAUGUCUUAAUUUCU
Striga asiatica is the source of this 2919-nucleotide messenger RNA. The record is from the annotation of a GenBank genome assembly. Lineage: Eukaryota; Viridiplantae; Streptophyta; Magnoliopsida; Lamiales; Orobanchaceae.